GUUAGACCAGUAGGGCAGAGAGUGAGACGGAGAGAGAAAGAUAGAGAGAAACAGAGAGAGAGUCAACAUGUGUCUGGUGUGAUAUCGUUCUACUGUUUCCCUCUAAAAAGACUGAGACGAACCAUGAGGACAGGCUGAGGAGCCCUAAGACUGAGACUGGGACUGAGAGAAGAGGUGUGGUGUGUCCCUAUAUACCUACAGCCAUGAACAACAGUCUGUACAUACCUGGGUAGACUUGACGCACAGACCUGAACACUCCUGACAAAUAAAUAGACCUGCACUCAGAAGCCUGACCACACUGAGGCCUCCUUUGCUCAGAACGAGCCUCUCCAUUGGCUAGCCAGGUGACUGACACACGUCCAGAUCAGUGGCUGAGUGCGGUGGGCGGGGUUAAGAUGAACUUGUCCAAUCAGAGCUGUGGUAGUAGCGUUGAGGACCUGCGGAGGUACCAACAUCAUGUCUACGCGGUGUUCUACAGCGUCAUCCUGGCCCCGGGCCUUCUGGGUAAUGUCCUGGCUCUCUGGGUGUUCCAGGCAUAUGUCAGGGAGACCAAGAGAGGAGUGGUGUUUAUGAUGAACCUGGCUGUAGCUGAUCUCUUGCAGGUCCUCUCCCUACCUCUCCGUAUCUACUACUAUCUGAACCAUACCUGGCCAUUCGGCCGGCCUCUCUGCAUGUUGUGUUUCUACUUGAAAUACGUCAACAUGUACGCCUCUAUCUUCUUCCUGGUGUGUGUGAGUGUGCGGCGCUGUGAGCUCACCAUCCACCCGCUGAGGUACCGUUCCAACAGACGACGAGGGGACGGAUGUGUGUGUGCUGCCGGCUGGCUGCUGGUCUGUCUUGGUUGUCUGCCCUUCCCUCUGCUCCGAAACGCCAGCUCUGACCCCACCACACCUAACCCCUACACCCUGACCCCUGACCUCUACACCCACACUGCCCCCUAUGACCUUACCCCUAACUCCCAUGCCUCCAGUCCUAGCUCCUAUUCCCCAGCCCCAGCCCCCACCUCUUCCCCCACACCUGGCCCUACCUCCAUCCCGGCGGCGGUGUGUUUUGCGGAGCUCCCCAUGCGUGAGGUCACCCCUGCGGCCGGCUGGGCUCUGAUGAUGGGGGCGGAGCUGGUUGGCUUCAUCCUCCCUCUGGUCGUGGUUCUGACCUGCGCCUGUCUGUCGGCCGGCAGCCUGCGAGGCCACAGAGGGGGGGAGGAGGGGGCUGGGGUAGGGGUUAAGGACCAGGGGGAGAAGAGGAGGGCGUUGAGGAUGGUGUUGAGCUGUGCCGGGGUGUUCCUGCUCUGCUUCUCCCCAUACCAUGUCACCAUGCCGCUAGACUUCCUGGCGAAGGCCGAUGCCCUGGGGAGCUGUGGGGUCAGAGAGAUGGUGCUGCGAUGCCAUCCUGUCACCCUGUGUCUCGCCAGUCUCAACUCAGGACUGGACCCUCUCAUGUAUUACUUUACUACAGAUGAGUUCAGGAGAAGACUCAGCAGGCCAGAGAUACCUGAGACCUUCAGUCUGGCUCCAAGACUGUCCUGUACUAGUGGUGGGGGAGCACUGAACCCUGACCUCUAACCCCAAGACUGUCCUGUUCUGGUGUGGACAGCGGAGGGGGAGUGAGAAACAAGGACAAAGGGAUCAAGGAGCUCCUCUGCUCUCAAAGCUUGCAUCCACUAGAAGACCAUGGUAUGAAAAAUGUAUGCACUCACUAACUGUAAGUCGCUCUGGAUAAGAGCGUCUGCUAAAUGACUAAAAUGUAAAUGUACUGAGCAGCAACAGGGACUGCCCCUCCCCACCUUCAGUUUAUGCUCCAACCCUACACCCCAACCCGAGCACUCCGUUCUGCCACCUCUGGUCUCUUGGCCCUCCCACCCCUACG
This is a messenger RNA of Coregonus clupeaformis (lake whitefish), 1866 nucleotides long. RefSeq names its product probable G-protein coupled receptor 174. Gene Ontology annotation, cellular component: membrane. The transcript has 3 exons. NCBI's taxonomy places the organism in Eukaryota, Metazoa, Chordata, Actinopteri, Salmoniformes, Salmonidae. Gene Ontology annotation, biological process: phospholipase C-activating G protein-coupled receptor signaling pathway; positive regulation of Rho protein signal transduction. Gene Ontology annotation, molecular function: G protein-coupled receptor activity. The record is from RefSeq and is a predicted model, not a curated record. The coding region runs from base 396 to 1562 and encodes 388 amino acids.